Molecule: messenger RNA, 3347 nt
Organism: Megalops cyprinoides (Indo-Pacific tarpon)
Lineage: Eukaryota; Metazoa; Chordata; Actinopteri; Elopiformes; Megalopidae
Gene: l3mbtl1
Product: L3MBTL histone methyl-lysine binding protein 1
Exons: 22
Coding region: 188-2674 (828 amino acids)
Biological process (GO): regulation of DNA-templated transcription
Cellular component (GO): nucleus
Molecular function (GO): protein binding; zinc ion binding
Source: RefSeq, a predicted model, not a curated record
CGAAACCGUUCUGUAAGGGUUUGUGUGCCAUUUGUCCAACAGUACAAUGUAAGCCAGUGAUUUGUCAUAAACCUUUCCGACUGUCUUUGCUUUGAGAAGUACACGAGCAACGCUGAUAACCCGCGCAUGCGCAUUGUAAGGCCCAGAUCCGCAAGACAAGCUGCUGUGGCAGUGAUUGACACCUGUCAUGAGUGCCAAAGUGGACCUGGAGGUCCUCGGGGGAGGUGGAGACAACCCUACACCAGAUGCCAUGGGUGCCGCUGAUUCUCUCCCAUCCAAUGAAAGCCUGGCGCAAAAACCACGUCCCCAGACCACCACCACACUCAUUGUGCCAGCCCCCACUCACACUGCACAGAAGGGGGAGCUCUCUCACAGUGCGGUGGAGUCAGCCAAGGACGCUGCAGACCCCCAGAGCUCCUCGCUGCUGCCCCAGGUGGGUGGCACCUGCAGCAUCGUUCAUGUGCUGGAGCUGAAAGAGGGCAUGGCCAUCCUUCCAGGCAGUAACCUCAAGUUUCGAAUGAGAGACUGUGGCACACUUGAAGUGGUAAGUGAUGAAAAGGUGACCUGUGUUGACCCUGCAGUAGAAGGGGUUUCUGGGAAGGAGGACACAGACAAGAGGCCUACCCCCAAAACAGAUGUGAGUGGCACAGGGGAAUCUGACUGGCCCUUGAAGAAGGAGCCAGGACCAGAGGAGAGUGCCGGUCACCGUGUAGGCUGGGAGCCAGGGGCGACCAGGCACUACCCACAGGAACUGCGCAGGGAGCCAGUAACUAAGAAGCCCGAGGGGGGAGAGAAGGUCUCGCGGGAUCAGGGGACUGUCCUGGAUCCAGAGAUGCUGAAGCCCAUGAAAAAGAGGAAGAGGAAGGACUACCUGAGCCCGUCAGAAGAAGAGUCAGAGAUGGAGGCAAUGGAGGAGAAAACUGAGGAUCUAAAGACAGGCAGCCCAACAGGGGAGGGCAGGCAAAGCAGGCCAGGUGCAGCUGACAUCAAGAAGGAAGAAUGGGCAUGGGCUCAGUACCUGGAGGAGCAGAAGGCCAUUGCAGCCCCACCUGAGCUCUUUCAGGAGUCUCAGAGGGUUCCAAAGUGCAAAAAUAACUUCCGCCAGGGCAUGAAGCUGGAAGGCAUUGACCCCCAGCACCCCUCAAUGUACUUCGUUCUGACAGUAGCUGAGGUGUGCGGCUACAGGAUGCGCCUCCAUUUCGACGGCUACUCUGAUUGCCACGACUUCUGGGUCAAUGCCAACUGCCCGGACAUCCACCCGGCCGGCUGGUGUGAGAGGACAGGGCACAAGCUCUACACACCCAAAGGGUGUAAGGAGGAGGAGUUCUCCUGGCCCAGCUACUUAAGAGUCACAAAAGCACAAGUUGCCCCCAGCGAACUGUUCGUGAGCCCUGGCAGUACGGACGUGCAGUGCAGCUUUGAGGUGGGCAUGAAGCUGGAAGCUGUGGAUCGGAUGAACCCCUCCCUCAUCUGUGUCGCCACAGUGACGGAUGUGGUGGACAACCGGUUCCUGGUUCACUUCGACAACUGGGACGACACUUACGACUACUGGUGUGAUGCCAGCAGUCCAUAUAUUCACCCCAUUGGCUGGUGCCAAGAGAGAGGCCUCCCCCUCACACCCCCGCAAGAUUACCCAAACCCAGAUAGGUUCAACUGGGCGAAAUACCUGGAGGAGACAGGAUCCACAGCUGUUGCUGCAGAUGCCUUCAAAGUGCGUUCUCCGCAUGGCUUCCAAGUGCAGAUGAAGCUGGAGGCGGUGGAUAAGCGCAGCCCCGCCCUGGUGCGAGUGGCCACUGUGGUGGAGGUUGACACCCACAGGAUAAAGAUCCACCUGGACGGCUGGAGCCACAUGUACGAUGAGUGGGUGGACUCUGAUCACCCUGACAUACACCCCGCGGGCUGGUGUGAGCAGACGGGGCACCCCCUGAAAUCGCCCCUCCGUGAGUCGAAUGCCCAGCAGCCCGCAGGCCCCAGGGAGCCCCCGGCUUCAGGACAGACUAACUUCCCUUCACUGCCAUGUAAAGGAAUAACUCACUCCAGAAACACCAAGUACAGCUUUCACCAUAGGAAGUGCCCCACCCCUGGCUGUGACGGCUCUGGUCAUGUGACUGGGCGUUUCACUGCCCAUCACUGCCUAUCAGGCUGCCCAUUGGCUGAGCGUAAUCAGGGCAGGCUCAAGACAGAUCUGUCAGACACCGACGGCCCAGGUGGUAAACGAAACCUCCUGGUGUUUGGUCAACGGACCAAGAAGUCUCGCUAUCAUGGCAGGAUUGGGCGUCCACCCAAAUACAGGAAGAGCCAACAGAGAACUUACCAGAGUAUGGCUGCAGAGGGAGUGUACCCUUCGUUGUUCAUGUCGGCACUGUCCGCCCAUCCUGACCGCUCCCUGUCGCUCUGCUGGGAGCAGCACUGCAAGCUGCUGCCGGGAGUGGCUGGCAUCCACGCCAGCAAGGUGGCCACCUGGACAGUGGAUGAGGUCUUCGGUUUUGUUCAGAACCUGACUGGCUGUGAGGAGCAAGCUCGCUUGUUCAGAGACGAGAUGAUUGACGGAGAGGCCCUCCUUCUGCUGACGCAAACUGACAUUGUUAAGAUCAUGAGCAUCAAGCUUGGGCCCGCCCUCAAGAUCUACAAUGCCAUUCUCAUGUUCAAGAGCACUGAUGAAGACCUCAAGUGACCCUGCCUGGCGUCACUCGAACUUGUGUGUGCUUAACGUGCCAAUCGCCCCACCCCCACCCCGCCCAUGUGUUCGGUGUUCAAUUCUGCACCCAUCAGAGAGAGAGAGCGAGAGCAAAAUCCAGGGCCAAAAUGGCACAAACCAUCAGGAAAAUGCAGGACCAAACUUAGAUUAAAGGAGAUUUUUCACAUCAGUUUUUGUUUCCAUAAUAUCUGGGACCAUUCUGUUAGGCCCUUCAGUGAUGCACACUUAAGUACUGUAUCAGAGACCAAUCACCUUUACCACAAUUUGUGCUGUGUGUCCCAUAAUGGCCACUAGAGGGUGCAGGUACCCCUUCUGUGUCAUCUUUAGACUGGGGCGUUAGCACGUUCAGGAAUUGCUGCUUGUUUUGUUGCCUGCCCCUGCAAGUUUUGCAUUAAAGUACUUUAUAGAUAUCAGUGAUUCCAGAAUGUGGUCAUUUGAAAAACAUUCAAUAUAAUUAAAGAACUUGCCAAAUAUUUUGAUAUCUGAGUUCCCUGCGUUCAUAAGUAAGCCGAAUUCAUGUAUGUAAAAUAUGUAUAGAAGCUCAAUUACGUGUCCUCAGUAACAGCACAUUUCUCUCUCUGAGGGGCACAGAAUACUGUGUUGGGAUUUAUGGUUCUUUGGGACAAAAUGUCUUUCAAAUCAUCAAAAA